AUGGAAGAGUUACUUUCAUCUCACCACCUGUUCAAAGAGUCUCAACCACCAGUCUCAUCAUCCCAUCCCACAGUCGAUGCAGUUGAGCAGAAUCUCUCCCGCUUUCCAUCACCCCGCCCCAUUCCCCCGUUUUCCAUCACCCCGCCCCAUUCUCCCGCUUUCCAUCACCCCGCCCUAUUCUCCCGCUUUCCAUCACCCGGCCCCAUUCUCCCGCUUUCCAUCACCCCAUCCCAUUCUCCCGCUUUCCAUCACCCCGCCCCAUUCUCUCGCUUUCCAUCACCCCGCCCCAUUCUCUCGCUUUCCAUCACUCUGCCCCAUUCUACCUCUUUCCAUCACCUUGCCCCAUUCUCCCUCUUUCCAUCACCCCGCCUCAUUCUCCCUCUUUCCAUCACCCCGCCCCAUUCUCCCUCUUUCCAUCACCCCGCCCCAUUCUCCCGCUUUCCAUCACCCCGCCCCAUUCUCCCGCUUUCCAUCACCCCGCCCCAUUCUCCCACUUUCCAUCACCCCGCCCCAUUCUCCCGCUUUCCAUCACCCCGCCCCGUUCUCCCGGUUUCCAUCACCCCGCCCCAUUCUCCCGCAUUCCAUCACCCCGCCCCAUUCUCCCUCUUUCCAUCACCCCGCCCCAUUCUCCCGCUUUCUAUCACCCCGCCCCAUUUUCCCGCUUUCCAUCACCCCUUUCCAUUCUCCCGCUUUCCAUCACCCCGCCCCAUUCUCCCGCUUUCCAUCAUCCCGCCCCAUUCUCCCUCUUUCCAUCACCCCGCCCCAUUCUCCCGCCUUCCAUCACCCCGCCCCAUUCUUCCGCUUCCCAUAACCCCUUUCCAUUCUCCCGCUUUCCAUCACCCGGCCCCAUUCUCCCGCUUUCCAUCACCCCAUCCCAUUCUCCCGCUUUCCAUCACCCCGCCCCAUUCUCUCGCUUUCCAUCACCCCGCCCCAUUCUCUCGCUUUCCAUCACUCUGCCCCAUUCUACCUCUUUCCAUCACCUUGCCCCAUUCUCCCUCUUUCCAUCACCCCGCCUCAUUCUCCCUCUUUCCAUCACCCCGCCCCAUUCUCCCUCUUUCCAUCACCCCGCCCCAUUCUCCCGCUUUCCAUCACCCCGCCCCAUUCUCCCACUUUCCAUCACCCCGCCCCAUUCUCCCGCUUUCCAUCACCCCGCCCCAUUCUCACGCUUUCCAUCACCCCGCCCCAUUCUCCUGGUUUCCAUCACCCUGGCCCAUUCUCCCGCAUUCCAUCACCCCGCCCCAUUCUCCCUCUUUCCAUCACCCCGCCCCAUUCUCCCGCUUUCUAUCACCCCGCCCCAUUUUCCCGCUUUCCAUCACCCCUUUCCAUUCUCCCGCUUUCCAUCACCCCGCCCCAUUCUCCCGCUUUCCAUCAUCCCGCCCCAUUCUCCCUCUUUCCAUCACCCCGCCCCAUUCUCCCGCUUUCCAUCACCCCGCCCCAUUCUCUCGCUUUCCAUCACCCUGCCCCAUUCUCCCGCUUUCCAUCACCCCGCCCCAUGUUCCCGUUUUCCAUCACCCCGCCCCAUUCUCCUGCUUUCCAUCACCCCGCCCCAUUCUCCGGCUUUCCACCACCCCGUCCCAUUCUCCCGCUUUCCAUCACCCCGCCCCAUUCUCCCGCUUUCCAUCACCCCACCCCAUCCUCCCACCUUCUAUCACCCCGCCCCAUUUUCCCUCCUUCCAUCACCCCGCCCCAUUCUCCCGCUUUCCAUCACCCCGCCCCAUUCUCCCGCUUUCCAUCACCCCGCCCCAUUCCCCUGCUUCCCAUCACCCCGCCCCAUUCUCCCGCUUUCCAUCACCCCGCCCCGUUCUCCCGCUUUCCAUCACCCCGCCCAAUUCUCCCGCUUUUCAUCACCCCGCCCCAUUCUCCCGCUUUCCAUCACCCCGCCCCAUUCUCCCUCUUUCCAUCACUCCGCCCCAUUCUCCCUCCUUCCAUCACCCCGCCCCAUUCUCCGCUUCCCAUAACCCCAGCCCCAUCUCCCGCUUUCCAUCACCCCGCCACAUUCUCCCACUUUCUAUCACCCCGCCCCAUUCUCCCUCCUUCCAUCACCCCGCCCCAUUCUCCCGCUUUCUAUCACCCCGCCCCAUUCUCCCUCCUUCCAUCACCCCGCCCCAUUCUCCCGCUUUCCAUCACCCCGCCCCCUUCUUCCUCCUUCCAUCACCCCGCCCCAUUCUCCCUCCUUCCUUCACCCCACCCCAUCCUCCCACCUUCUAUCACCCCGCCCCAUUUUCCCUCCUUCUAUCACCCUGCCCCAUUCUCCCGCUUUCCAUCACCCCGCCCCAUUCUCCCGCUUUCCAACACCCCUCCCCAUUCUCCCUCCUUCCAUCACCCCGCCCCAUUCUCCGCUUCCCAUAA
Molecule: messenger RNA, 2349 nt
Organism: Closterium sp. NIES-65
Lineage: Eukaryota; Viridiplantae; Streptophyta; Zygnematophyceae; Desmidiales; Closteriaceae
Source: the annotation of a GenBank genome assembly